Molecule: messenger RNA, 2885 nt
Organism: Megalobrama amblycephala (Wuchang bream)
Lineage: Eukaryota; Metazoa; Chordata; Actinopteri; Cypriniformes; Xenocyprididae
Gene: cp110
Product: centriolar coiled-coil protein of 110 kDa
Exons: 11
Coding region: 297-2699 (800 amino acids)
Biological process (GO): centriole replication; centrosome duplication; regulation of cytokinesis
Cellular component (GO): centriole
Source: RefSeq, a predicted model, not a curated record
CGGUCGGGAGGUCUGUAAAACGUGGCCUGGAUAACAUUCAGCAGAAUGUGGUUAAAAUGAAUUUGUUUUACUGACAAACUGCUCCGAAAUCUCUAAUAGAAUAAUAGCUUAGUAAUAAAUGUUAUCUGUAAAUUAUACGUUGAAAUGUUGUUUAGAUUUGAACAGACGCUGCUUUUGUCAGUCCGGAUCCAAAUCAUGAGAAACUCCAGUCCGUUUUUAACGGUCGUUAUUGUAAGCGGAAGCAGUCGAGUGUAAACAGACAUGAUGAUAAAGAUUUAACUUCACACACCAGUGUCAUGGAGAGUUAUGAAGAUUUUAUUCAGAGACUUUAUAACAGUCAUUAUAAUGAUGAUGAUGAAGAUGAUGAUGACGACUCGCAGAGACCAUCGUCACUUAUCGUGUUUCAUGGAGCUCGUGUCCUUCCUCCUCUGCUGAAUGAGCAGCAGAGAGAUGAGAUGAGACGACUGAGAGAAACAGCCAUGAGUCUGAUGAUGAUGAAGAAGAGGAGAGAGGAAGAGUCUCACGUCAGCUUUAUCAGUGAUGCUGAACGACACACAUACAAGAGUGAUGACAUCAUCUCAUCCGCUCCGCUCACGUCAACCGCUCUCGAUGGCCAAUCAGCCAAUCAGCUGAGAGCUUCUCCAGAGGACGAAUCGCAGAUCACGGUUCUGUUUGAGGGCAUUGGAUACAAAACUCAAAGAACGAAUGACGCACCUGACAAUCAUUCUCACAGCCGGAUGAUGAUGAUGAUGUCAUCGGGAUAUGUGACCAAUGACAACACAGACGUCACCUGUGACUCCAGCUGGAUUGAAGGAGAUGGGGGACCGGCUGGAGCCGUCCCCUUAGAUACGACACAACCGACCACUACAGGAAGUGACAUAAUCAGUCACGCUCCAGUAGAUGGAGCAUUCUUAGAGGAGGAGGAUGUUGUGUUGCCUUCAGAAAAUGUUACAGAACUGGUGAACCCUCCAUCUGACCCGGAUGAGGGUCCGUAUCGAAUGAGCCUUCAAAACCUGCUAAAGAAAUCCCAAGAGUACCGGCGGCGUCAGCGUCAGCUGCGCAGUCAAGCCAAAGCCAAAGCCGCAGCCGAGCAUAGUCUGUCCGAUAAGGAGAACGAGGAACUCCUUCCCAAACAGACUUGUAAGACAGAGCUGAGGAAAGCCAGAGAGAAGAGGAAGGACCAUCAAAGCCUUCAUGAUGAAGAUAACGCUCAGAUUGACACUCUUCCUCAGGCCACGUCCACAGCACUUCCUGUUACGGCCAGAUCUCUGUAUGUCUCCAAACAGAAGCCGGUCAGCAUCUCCAGAUCUUCCUCAGCAGCGGGUAAGAGAUUCACUAACAUCCCCACGCCCAAGUUCUGCUUAAGUCCCAUGCGCUGCACCAAAAAGGCCAGCAGGAUUCCCGGUCCGGUUCGGAAAGCUCUGAGCGAGUCUGAGCCGAGCGUUCCGGCUGAUGCCAACAUCCUCGGCUCGUCGAAUAAUGGAGGGAUGAUGUUGGCGCAAACAGAGCAGAUCGCUCAGCUUGAGCUAAAUCUGUCCAGCCUUAAAGCGCUGAUCUCAGACCUGGAGUCGACGCUCACGCUUUCACAGACAGGAAGUCCAAACGAUAAUGGCACUAAACAACCCUCCAUGGUCACUUUCAAUGAAACGGUCCAGGAAGAGGAUUGUGGGAUAAGUCAAGAGAACCCAAACUCGAUCCAAACCAAAACCAGUCACUCAAUCGUAGGAGUCCUCACCGAAACCGCUAAUCAUUCUGAACGAAAAAACUCAGAUGAAGCAGAAAGCUCUCUGAUAGGCUCGUCUUACGAUGUCGACGCCCCCUCCAGCCUGUGGACGCAGCUGACCCCUGAGACGGGAGGUCACGAGUGUGUGUCUCGUGUCAAACGGAGGCUCCUGAUGAACGAGGGCGAAGUGUUCACUCCCGGACGAGAGCGGUCCAGCACGCCUAGAGUGAUGUCAUCAGUGCUGCAGUCGUCUGCGCAGACGCAGGAGGAUCAGGUGACGGCUCUGAUGGAGGAAGAGUGCAGACGACAGCAGGAACUACUGCAGUCGUUAGCGGUGCGGUACCAGUUCCUGCGGAGCGUGUCCUUCCCGUGUCCCAGCGCAGGCUCACGUCUGGAGGACACGUCGACCUCGCUCCUUGGCUCAUCUGUCUGCACACACGCUGGGCUUACAGACGCGCUCCACACCUCACGGCAGUGCUGUCUCUCUCUGGUGGCGUCCUGUCGCCCUCUACUGGCGGCGCUGGCGAGGGGUUUCCUGACCCGUCGACUCCUGCGCACAGAACGCGUGACGCGGCUCAUCAGGACCAUCAAGGACACACAGACGUUCCUGCUGACGUUCCAGCGGCAGACGUCCAUCGGCGGCCGACACGACCUCAUGCUGCAGGAUCGCGUCACACUGCAGCUGCGAGCGGCACGGUACGAGCUGCACGAGAUCUUCUUCAGCACGAGCUCCUGCGACCGCAUGCAGAUGAUCCGCUGCGACCGAGAGCUGAGCCGAGACCGGCGACUCAAACCACACGAUAAUAAAGUGAAGGGAUUUCUCUCAGCCGCCACCAGGAAAGCUUUAGAGCGCAAGAAGCUGGUCAUGCUACAGAGGAAGUCAGCUGACAGGAAGAAGUUUUCACCGUCGGAUGUGGAGAAAUGGAACCUUGUGCCAAAAAUUUGUCGGGUUUCAAAGAAAAUCACUGCGAGAUGAACGCAGCGCGACACAAACUCUUUUAUACUCGUGUUUUUAUAUUAUUGUGUUGAACAUGUUUUCAGUUAUUCAGCGCAGGUUUAUUUAUGUUUCCUCUGAGAGUCUGUGCAUCUCUCAGCUUCAGCUCUGCUGUCAUUCCUUGCUGGUUUUCUAUCUUUGCACACUUCAAUAAAUUAUUAAUAAUGA